UUAUGUUUCCAAGUUCCUAGUUUUCCUAUCGAUGCAUUUCCUAUGAUUACGGUAGUAUUUUCACUGGGAAGUACAAUGACAGCAGCUUGACAUUCCUUACAACCGAAGCUGCCCGAAGCCGAAGCGAAUGUGUGGCAGAUGAUACACCUAGCGUAGUUGUGUAAAAUAAUUUUCACGCUUUUUGCAGGGAAUAUAUGCAAUAUUUCAUUAUAUAUCACAAUUACGAUAAUUUAAGCUUAUUUAAAAUAAACACAUUUGUACACUGAGUUCGGUAAAUUAUAUUUUACACAAGUAAUUUAGGGUUUUAUCAGAAAAUUCAUGCUACGUUUCGUAAUACAACAGCGGAACCAAUGUGUACUGUCAUUAGUGUAUCAUCCGCCGCAGUGGACGCACGUUCGUGUUUUAGGUGAGCACACACACAGGCUUGCAAAAAAGAAGCAACCUUCAACGCGUGCGGUUGUCGGUAGUCGUCGUGCUCGAUUCCGGUCCGCCAGUGAAAUGGUUUAAGAAAGGUAAUGAAUGAAAACAAAUCCUUUUAUCAAAAAGCAAUUAGUGAUUUUGUGUGAAUGCAUUUGCUGAAAUGUAGUAAACCUAAGUAAGAAGAAGGUGCUUAGAACAACACAUUCGCAGAAGCGCAAUUUGUGGCAUGUGUGCAUACUCUGUUUUCAUAUGAAUUAUGUUUAAUUUGAUACAAAAAAGUAAGUGUGUUUGGUGUGUGGUUGUGUUGUGUGCGCACGAGCGAAUAAGAUGAUGCUUCAGAGAAGCGAAAGGAGGAAGCUGUCUAUAAAUCGAUUGUGAAUAUUAUCUGCUUUAAAUCUCUGGCGUGGUGUCCGUGGCUUUCGGCGCAAUCUGGGUGUGUUUGAUAGGGAAAGGCGCAAGUGUCCGCGAGCGAGGAAUGCAACUCAUCUGCAUAAUAACAUCGCGGUUAUGCUGCGGGCAUUGCAGCGCUUAUGUUGUGUGUUCUAAUGCAUGUCUUUCGAAUAGUACCACUACAUCGCCAGCACCGCAGUCAGUUCUGAUAGCUGCAGCGACAUGAAGAAGAGCGUGCUGUUGUUACGUUAGUUACGCACACAAACAUCGUUCAAUCGAUGCAUUUAUCUAAUCGGUAGCCAAAAUUUUGCUCCACCAUGUAGUUAUCGUGUGGUGCCGAUACUGUGGUUUCAGUAUAGAAAAUAAAUUGGCAAAAGUCCUCUGCACGUUUCUUCAGUAGGAAAAAAGUCCCAAGUGGUGCGUAUUUUAUUUUGUUCAACAACGAGCAUGCCUUGUUUCCGUCGGGUGGUGGUGAUGCUGAUGAUGUUGAAUGUGGUGGUGUGCGUGUGCAGUGUACAACAUCGAUCGAACGAAUGUCGAAAAGGAGCAUGAGCAGGCCAUGAUGUCGAUUGUGUGUGUGUGUGAGAGAGAGUGUUUUGUUUGUAUGUUGCUACGUGCAAUAGAGCAAGCCAGCAUCCAUCGUACGGUCCUUGUUUCGCUUCUUCAGUGCUCAGUGUUAGCUUAUCCUUUAGGACGAGUGGUGGGUGUGUAUGUGUGUGAUCCUUUUUCGGUCAAUGCGUCGUCAGAAAUCCCAACAUAAUCCGUAAUGUGUUUCACGAUUAGCUUCACGAAUGGGUGAAUUUUUAUAAUGUUUGUGUGUGCCAUGUUGUGCCUCACGCAACCACUGUAACAACAGUAGCGUGUGCAUGAGCGUGAGUGAGAGAUCAAAACAGAAUUAACCGUGAGCCGUAAAGAUAGCCGCCUCGGGAAGUUCACCUUUGGAUGCUUAUUAGUGAUUUGCUAAAUUUUAGAUAAACGGAAAAUGCCAAACUAAAUCCCCACGUUUAAUGGCGUGCUGUGCUAAUGUAGUGUAGUGUGUGCAGUGUACCGUACAGGUAAAAAAAGAAGAGGAAACGAUUGUUCCGCUCGAAUCAAAAUGCAAUUACGUCGUUAUGCAAACACAAGACCCACGCACACACCCAUUCAUGGGCUUGCAUACGCCGAUAAAAACAAACCCCAUAAUUUCGAAGGGUGUUUUUGUUGCUUGGUCCUUCCGAAACAAGAUGACAGAUUGCUAAUAUCCUUGCGAGUGGCGUGUGUUUGCGGAACGCGAAGAAAAGUUGUGCAUGGGGCGGCGAAAUGUCAAAAUCGAUAAAAAAAAAAUAUCGAUCUAAAUUAAAAACAUGCAGCAUCCGAGGAGCAGUUGCAGAGUUUGAACCAAAAAUUGUUCAAGUUCUUGUUUUUUUUCGCCAUAACUACUUUAUCAUCUCCGAACCGCUCAUCAUUAUCGUCGUAUUCAUCGAAUCGAAAGUUGGGGAACGUUUGUAUCACGUGGCAUUUUUUUGUGGUGUGCGUUUUUUUUUGGUAAGCGAAUUCUGCACUCCUGUGCGUUGUGAAGGGUUAUUGCUGUUUCUUACGGCAGUGAAGUGCGUUGAAAUGUGGUUAAAAGCAGUGCUCAAGUGUUCCGGAGCUGUAUGGAUCGAUCAAGUCUUCUUGCUGCACCGUCACGGGUCUUGGUGAGUUGGUCGAAGCAGGCGUCAAGUGUGUGCAAAACUAGUGUGUGUUUUGGGUGGGUGAAAAUUUCAAUCGUGCCACAUUCCACUGUAGAAGAGGAAUAGAAAAAAAGGGUGUAGUUUUAUUUUCUGCUGCAAGCUAGAAAAAUCUUUGUUGAGUUCAGAUUUUACCCCACCGCGGGGGGAGUGAAUGUGCAGUGAAAGAGGGAAAUAAAUUGUGUGUUUGAAGUGUCGCAAAGGUGGCAAAGGUGUGAUAUAUACGAAUAGAGCGAAGGAAGUAAUAGCAGCAGCAGCAGCAGCAGCAAGAUGUCAGCCGAAUCGAUACGAUCGUCCUCACACGGACGUUCGGACGCACUUGUUUCCCGUGGAGGCUUGCUGCUGGUCGGCUACCUCCUGGCGGCGGUAUUCGUCGUCGGUAACCUAUGUGCCUGGCAGGAAAACGUUCGACCCAAGCUCUACGUCACGCUAGCCGACAAGGAGUACCUUCGAUUCCAGGGAAACGAAUCGACGAACGAUUAUUUCAAGCUGGUGCUACGCGAUCCGAACAGCAACAAUCUGCUAGUGGGUGCACGGAACAUCGUCUACAAUCUUAGCAUCUACGAUCUGGUGGAAACGACGCGUCUCUCAUGGUAUUCAUCGGACGACGACAUCAAGAUGUGCAUUGUAAAGGGCAAGGAUGAGGACCUUUGCCAAAACUAUAUCCGGGUGUUGGCAAUACCUGCGCAAGGAUCGCUGCUGAGCUGCGGGACGAACGCGUUUCGACCGAUUUGUCGAACGUACUCUAUCAAUGGUAACAACUACUCGAUGGAGACAGAGAAGCCUGGCCAGGCAAUGUGUCCGUACGAUCCAACCCACAACUCAACCGCUGUGUUCGUAGAUAACGAACUUUACUCGGGCACUGUGGCUGAUUUCAGUGGACUCGACCCUAUUAUCUAUCGUGAACAUCUACAAACAGAGCAAUACGACAGCCUCAGCUUGAACGCGCCCAACUUUGUCGGAUCCUUCACGCAGGGUGACUUCGUGUACUUCUUCUUCCGCGAGACGGCCGUCGAAUUCAUCAACUGUGGCAAGGCUAUCUUCAGUCGUGUGGCUCGUGUGUGCAAAUGGGACAAGGGUGGUCCGAAUCGAUUAAAGAACCGCUGGACGUCUUACUUAAAAUCACGUCUAAACUGUUCCAUGCCGGGUGAUUUUCCGUUCUAUUUCGACGAAAUACAAUCUACCAGCAAUCUCGUUGAAGGCAGAUAUGGACAUGCCAACUCUAAGCUCAUCUACGGUGUAUUUUCUACGGCACCGAACGCAAUUGCAGGAUCAGCAAUAUGUGCAUUUUCGCUACAGGAAAUUUCGGACACGUUCGAGGGUAACUUCAAGGAGCAAAGUGGACUUAACUCGAACUGGUUGCCAGUAAACCCGCUAAAGGUUCCUGAUCCACGGCCCGGCUCGUGCCAUAACGAUUCUCGCACACUGCCCGACCUGACGCUCAACUUCAAAAAGACCCAUUCGCUGAUGGACGAAACCGUGCCCGCAUUUUUCGGCUCCCCCAUCCUGACGCGUGUCAGCACGAUGUAUAGGUUCACUGCAAUUGCUGUUGAUCCACAAAUAAAAACUCCCGGUGGAAAGACAUAUGAUGUUAUCUUUGUUGGUACAGAUCACGGUAAAAUCCUCAAAACGGUUAACGCUGAAUCGGCCGACUCAAACAAGAAGGUAACGUCGGUGGUGAUCGAGGAAAUCGAUGCACUUCAAACGAACGAACCUAUUCGGACGCUGGAAAUCGUUCGCACCACGCAGUACGACACCCCCAAGGACGGCAGUUACGAUGAUGGAAAAUUAAUUAUAGUCACCGAUACGACCGUGCUAGCGAUCAAAUUGCAUCGCUGCAGCAGUGAGAAGAUAACAAGCUGCAGUGAGUGUGUAGCGCUGCAGGAUCCGUACUGUGCCUGGGAUAAAAUUGUGGGCAAGUGUCGGUCACAUGGUGCCCCCCGGUGGUCUGAAGAGAACGUAUUCUACCAGAGCGUGGCCACCGGUGAUCACGCGGCCUGUCCAUCAGGCAAGAUGGCAAAGGAUGCGAACGUUGUCGAACGACAAGGAUACCGAGAUCUUGAGUAUGAUCCACAGCGACCGUUCCGAGAUCAACCGGCGGAUAAGAUCCAGUUCAACUCGGAAAACUAUAACGACAAAGGACCGCAGAUUACACCCGAUCUGAUUAACGCUCAAUAUACGGUCGAGACGCUAGUAAUGGCCGUACUGGCAGGGGCCAUCUUUGCACUGCUGGUCGGUUUCAUUACCGGCUACUUCUGUGGUCGUCGAUGCCAUAAGGACGAGGACGACAAUCUACCAUAUCCGGAUACCGAGUAUGAGUACUUCGAACAGCGCCAGAAUGUUAAUCGGAUACAAGCCGAACCGAAGCUACUACCGCAGGUCGAAGAAGUGACCUACGCCGAGCCUGUACUAUUACCUCAACCGUCUAGUCAGAAUAAGAUGCAGCAUUCGCCAAAAAAUACGUUAAGAAAACCGAUGGGUCAUCAUCAUGGCGUUAACUCGGAAACGUUGUUCCAGUUCCAACCGGACAACUACAAUAAUGCACGAGACAAUUAUCGAGGCCGAGACAACUUCGGCACCCUACGAUCCCAUCAGGGUGAUAAUUAUCGUCGCGGUGACGGAUUUUCAACGACAAGAAGUGUCAAAAAAGUAGGUCCCGACAAAGAAAAAAAAACAAACAUGUUCCCUGGCCCAUUUCUUUUGUAAUAUUAUCAACCCUAAAUCAAAUCAAACCUCACAUAACCCACCCACACACGGUCCGUCACACGGUGCAAAAGAAAAGAUGGAGAACACACAAGUGUUCUCGCAAAAAUAAAAGGGUUUUGAACCCAACUACUGGAAGCGCUACUGUGCCGCUUUCAUUGUUCCGUUGUUCAGUUUUUUUUUCUGUAAUUCAUCCACAACACCUCCUUUCCAUCCACACACGAAUGUCGAAUGAAUUAAGCCGUUUCAAAAUUAAAUCAUCAAGCGCUUUCACUGAUCACAUUUUCAUUCACUAGUUCCAUCUCGAUUUUUGCUCACUUUUCGUUUUUCUUGCAUUGUAUUUGUAUAGUACCAAUAAGCAAAAAAAAACAUACCAGUCCCAUUGUUUUAUUAUAACCCAAUCGUCAUAACAAGCAUUGAUUGCACCGUAUUGGAAAGUGUCCGUAAUCGAAUUUUCAACUCUUGCAAAAUUGUAUGGUUUUAAUUGUGUUGUGCCCGUUGAUUAUGAAGUAUUUCGUUUCAUUCGUCGUCCUUCUUGGGUUGUUUCUUUCUUCGUGGCCAAUGUUUGUGCUCUGUUCUAUUUUCGUUUCGGUAUUGGGCUAUUUGGUGUGGGGGGCUGACGUUAAUUUUCUUUUUCGAAAAAGGGCCACCCUUUUCAUGUUUGUUUUGUGUCGAUGUUGAGCGAGAGAGGGUCAAAAAUGUAAAAAAAACUGAUCCCUUUUAAGCUUGCGGAUCGUUGCUUCGCUUGUCACGAGUGGAAACUCGUUCGCUUUGGAAGAUCUUUUUUUUUAAUUAAUUAUUUUAUUUAUUUUCUGCAUGAUCUGCAAUACACAGAAACAAUAAUUCACUUCAUUUUGCUAAUGCACUUCAAUGUUUUACAUGUUUGAUUACACGGUUUUAAUAUUAUAUUGUACUUUAGAAUCUUUUUUCUUGUUUUAAAAGAAUAGAGAACAAUUUUUAAAUGAUAUAUAAAAUA
Anopheles funestus (African malaria mosquito) is the source of this 6198-nucleotide messenger RNA. Its product is annotated as semaphorin-1A-like. NCBI's taxonomy places the organism in Eukaryota, Metazoa, Arthropoda, Insecta, Diptera, Culicidae. Gene Ontology annotation, biological process: negative chemotaxis; neural crest cell migration; positive regulation of cell migration. Bases 2790 to 5225 code for a protein of 811 amino acids. The record is from RefSeq and is a predicted model, not a curated record. The transcript has 20 exons. Gene Ontology annotation, molecular function: semaphorin receptor binding; chemorepellent activity.